GAGACACACACACACACACACUCUCUCUCUCGUCCCUUUGCCCUCUGAGCUUCCUGUCAAAGAGAGCGAGCUCCUCUCCUGUUCAACAUCACCUCACUUUCUCAUCCUCUCAUCUGCAGAUUAUCUGCUGGAAAACGUGAACGCGCUCCGUCAUGUCUGACAACGAGGAAGUGAUAGAGGAAUACGAAGAGGAGGUGGUGGAAGAGGAGGAAGCUGCUGAAGAGGCCACGCAAGAGGAAGACAAACCUGCUGCCGGAGAAGAAGAAGAGGAGGAGGAGGAGGAGGAGGAGGAGGAACGAGAUGAAGGAGAAGCCGAAGAUGGAGAAGAAGAAGCCAAACCCAAAUUCAAGCCGUUCAUGAUGCCAAACCUCAUCCCUCCAAAGAUCCCAGAUGGAGAGAAGGUGGACUUUGAUGACAUCCAUCGUAAACGGAUGGAGAAGGACCUGAUGGAGCUUCAGACUCUGAUCGAGGUUCACUUUGAGAGCAGGAAGAAGGAGGAAGAGGAGCUGAUUAAUCUCAAAGACCGGAUUGAGAAACGUCGCUCUGAGCGAGCAGAGCAGCAUCGAAUCCGCAGCGAGAGAGAGAAAGAGCGACAGAAGCGUCUGGAGGACGAGAGAACUCGCAAAGAGGAGGAGGAGGCGAAGAAGAGAGCGGAGGACGACGCCAAGAAGAAGAAAACUCUGACCAGCCUCCACUUUGGAGGAUACAUGCAGAAGCUGACGGAGAAACGCAGUGGGAAGAGGCAAACGGAGAGAGAGAAGAAGAAGAAGAUCCUGAGUGACCGACGCAAAUCUCUGGACAUCGAGAACUUAAACCAGGAGCAGCUCAAGCAGAAAGCGAAGGAUCUGUGGGAGUGGAUGAAGGAGCUGGAGGCCGAGAAGUUUGACCUUCAGGAUCAGUUUGGAAGACAGAAAUAUGAGAUUAACGUGCUGAGGAAUCGUGUAAGUGAUCAUCAGAAAACAUCCAAGAGAACCAAGAGAGGACUGAGGAAAUGAAGAGUGAGCCACGCCCCUUCCUUUUACUCUGCGUCAAUUUGUUUUCAUUUUAUCAAUAAAAAAUAUGAAAUCAGCUAAAUAUCAAUAUCAUCGGGCCAGAGGAGACGCACACCUCUGUGACACUGCUGUUAAAGUUGAAACUGUUUUAAAUAAAGUCUCAUGUUAA
Messenger RNA from Solea senegalensis (Senegalese sole), 1161 nucleotides. It is a transcript of the gene tnnt2a, whose product is annotated as troponin T type 2a (cardiac). The record is from RefSeq and is a predicted model, not a curated record. Bases 153 to 995 code for a protein of 280 amino acids. Gene Ontology annotation, cellular component: troponin complex. NCBI's taxonomy places the organism in Eukaryota, Metazoa, Chordata, Actinopteri, Pleuronectiformes, Soleidae. The transcript is spliced from 15 exons. Gene Ontology annotation, molecular function: troponin I binding; troponin C binding; tropomyosin binding. Gene Ontology annotation, biological process: regulation of muscle contraction; sarcomere organization; cardiac muscle contraction.